AUGGAUGCUGACGAGCUCAAUGCAACCCAUCUGGACCAAAUGGUCUCAUGGUGCAAUUAUUUUGAUAAUGUCUACGGCUACCCCGGGGUCGAGAGACUGGCGUCUCGGUACCGUGAUGGCCAUCAUUGUCGCUGUGUUCUCAAGGUCAGCGGAUCUUUUAACCUCUGCAUCAAAGUUGAUUUCGACGAUGAUCAAGCUUGGGCUGUACGUUUCCCUGUACCUGGCCGAGUCAUGCACCCGGAAGAAAAGGUUCGUCAAGAAGCCGCUGUGCUGAAGUUCAUCAAACACAAUACGCGAGUGCCAGUCCCAACGCUCAUUGCUUUCGGAUCGAGUUCAGAGAACCAUGAUCCAGAAGUCGGACCAUUUGUCAUAACGACAUGGAUUGAAGGUGUACCAUUGGUCAAGAUCUUGGAACAACUACCACGUCCAACUUGGGGCCCUGUCCUGCGAGAUGACCUUGAUCACGAUAUGCUGUCUGAGAUUCAUACUCAAUUAUCCGAGAUACUGCUGGAGUUGAAUUCGCAAGAAUUCGAUAGCAUAGGAUCCCUGAGGAUGUCCGAAGAGAACUCCCAGCCUUCCUGGUCUGUCGUCACAAGACCUUUGACAUUGAAGAUGAAUGAGAUACAAUCAGCAGGCUACGUCGUCGUAGACGCGCCACCUUUCGACAAUGCUGUCUCAUACGUAGAGAACCUUGUGCAGCAGAACAUAACGCAUCUGUAUGAGCAAAAGAAUUCUGUUGAUGAUGCAGAAGACGCCCGCCAAAAGUUCAUCCUCCGUCGACGGAUGCAAGCACUUGUGCCUUACUUCAUUUCUAGACACGGCCUCGGCCCGUUCAGAAUCUACUGCGAUGACAUACAUCCCCGCAAUGUGUUGGUUGACGAGACCACACACCAGAUAACUGCCGUCAUCGACUGGGACUGGACUUAUGCUGCUCCUCAAGAGUUUUUGAUCGGCCCGCCUUCUUGGCUAGUGUUAGAGGACAUAACAGGAUGGACCACAUCGAGUGAGAUCAUGUUUAAACAACAGGUGGAGCUCUUUCUCAAGGCUCUUUCAGAUGCAGAGGUAACAAGAGAGCAAUGUGGGUCCACACAGGGAUCGAAUGAGUGUCGUAUGUCCGACUUGAUGCGUCAGAAUUAUGAAGAUGGCACAUUUUGGUUCAUCCAAUUAUUGUUCCAGGCUUUCAACUUUGAUGGAGACGAGGUAUGGCCAAACCUGGAGCCAUUCUUGGAAAAACGGGGGCUGCUCGAAGUUGGAAUUCCAAGCGAAGAGGAAGUCGAGGAAUUCGUGGCUUGGAAGAUGGAAGACCUUGAGGCGUAUAACCAGGAGCUGCAGAGGAGGAACGACGAACAACAGACAGGAUCAGAAAUCGAACCGGAGAUCCAAGUCUGCCAACACGCAGGCGAUAAUAAGACUACUACAAAGCCUCUAGACANNCGCCACAAGAUGAGCCAGAGAUGGAUACAAGCGAAAGUCCGAGCGACAAACCAAACAAAUNCUGCCGAUGGUUGUGCAGACGAUCAUCAUGCAUCAUUCAAUACUCAAGAAGAAGAGGACAUGGAUACGAGCAAUCAACCAAGCGGACAGGCAAGCAACCCCAAAGAUGACCGCACAAACGAUGACACUUUACCAUGCGUAGAUUUGCAGUCUCAAGCCAUGGCAGACCAUACCACCACAGGAGCCCAAGAGGCCGAGAAAAAACGCACUUGGUUAGAAAUGAUGAUUCCAGCGUGCGUCUUCAAUUGA
Molecule: messenger RNA, 1743 nt
Organism: Aureobasidium uvarum
Lineage: Eukaryota; Fungi; Ascomycota; Dothideomycetes; Dothideales; Saccotheciaceae
Source: the annotation of a GenBank genome assembly